Messenger RNA from Octopus bimaculoides (California two-spot octopus), 4056 nucleotides. RefSeq names its product tumor susceptibility gene 101 protein. Gene Ontology annotation, cellular component: ESCRT I complex. The record is from RefSeq and is a predicted model, not a curated record. Gene Ontology annotation, molecular function: ubiquitin binding. Gene Ontology annotation, biological process: endosome to lysosome transport; protein modification process; protein transport. NCBI's taxonomy places the organism in Eukaryota, Metazoa, Mollusca, Cephalopoda, Octopoda, Octopodidae.
ACGUCAUCUGACAAACGCCAACUAAGAUGGCGUGAAUCAGCCGAGCAAGUGAUCUUCACUUUCUGUUUUUCUCGUUCAACAACGUCACACCGUUUAUCUUUUAACAAAAUCUAUACUACUAUAUAUAUACCUGUGAAUGUACAUAUAGAUAUACACAGCCACAUACAAUUAAUAUCCACAGCAGCAGUUUACCACAGUCUAUUUUUAAAAGGAUUAAAACCAGAGGGCAGUGCUGAAAAAAGUUGUUCGCCAUCAAGUGACAGACAGCCACAUGUUUCCUCCUUCUUCCUCCUCUCAGGCCAUCAAGAUGGGAUCAAAUUACGAAGAAGCUUUAAAGGGUUACUUUCUUUCUUUGAAGUUUUCAAUAAUGGUGUUGAGAAAGAACUGGUCAAGCUUGACGGAACAAUUCCUGUCACUUAUCGAGAUAACAGAUACAACAUUCCCAUAUGUGUCUGGUUGUUAGAUACCCACCCUCAUUGUGCCCCCAUUGUUUAUGUCAAGCCGACUCCCAACAUGCAGAUCAAGCCAGGUAGACAUGUUGACCCUAACGGCAAAAUCAAUUUGCCUUUCUUGUUACAGUGGAAAUAUCCUCAGUCUGACCUCUAUGGACUUUUGAAUAGACUGGCAGAAAAGUUUGGUGAAGAACCUCCUGUCUUCUCGAAGGUUCAACAGAAUCCUGUCAACUCCUCGUAUCAGGUAGACAUGGGUGACUGGUCUUCUAGCAAUUCAAUGGCUCAAACUUCUCACCCUCCGUAUCCUACAAGACAAAGUCCUUACAUGCCAAGUCCUGCAACUUCAAGCAGUAUACCUCCAUAUCCUAUUCCUUAUACUGCACCACAGACCACUGCUAGCUCUUAUUACCCAUCUAAUUUAAAUAACCCUCUACCGUACCCUGCACAUCCUCAAUACCCAUUGUACAACACUCCCUACCUUGGAUACCCAGCUUACUCUGAAUCGACUUCGUCGGUUACCACUCCAACACCUAUGUUUGGGCUCAACUCAACUACAUCAGGAACUCAUUUAACACAAACAGUAUCUGGUACAAGUACUGUGACAGAGGAACACAUUAAGGCCUCACUGAUAUCUGCUGUGGAAGAGACACUGAAACGUCGUCUAAAGGAAACAUUUGCCCAAGCUCAGGCUGAAAUGGAUACGCUGUAUAAAACACAGAAUGACCUUCAAAAGGGUCGUGAGUGUCUGGAGAAGAUGAUGAAAUCUUUGGAACAAGAGAAGGAUGAGGUGGAGAAGAAUAUUUCUAUACUGAAGGAGAAAAAUGCUGAACUGAAAGAAACCUUGAACAAAAUGGAGAACCAGGGAGAGCUUAAAAUUGAUGAAGCUGUUGUUACUACAACACCACUCUACAGACAAUUGUUGAAUGCGUUUGCUAAAGAACAAGCUAUAGAAGAUACCAUUUAUUAUCUAGGAGAAGCUUUACGAAGAAGUGUUAUUGAUCUUGAUAUCUUUCUCAAACAAGUCCGUGAGUUGUCACGGCACCAAUUCAUGCUGCGUGCCAUAAUUCAGAAGUGCCGUGAGAAGGCCGGUCUACCGGCACUCACAUAAAUUUUCUUCCAACUACAACAACAACAACUAGGGCCCAAGAAACCUCUACCAGAUUCUCAAAUGGUCUUUUAUUUAUAUUGCCUUCGAUUUUUUUUUUUUUUUAAUAUUUCUGUUUUGUUUCUUAUCAGCAUAAGAUUUGAUGAUCAAGGGAUGUGGCGGGGACAUUAAACAAACGAAAGUGAACAGGCAUAUUUCUGUUUCUUUAUAUAACACAUUUAUUACAUUUUUUUUUAUUUAAAUUGUUACUGGUUCAACCCCCACCCCUCCCCCAACCCUUUCACCUACACUUCUGCAUCCUACAGACAAAAGACUCUUUUAACAUUUUUAAUCUUUGUUAAAUUCUGUUUUGAAACUACUCAUGCACACACACACACACACACACACACAGAUUAUAGUUUGUUCUUCUAAUCCUCAGUCUAUUCGCUCUGUCCAGAACAAAUUGAAAUGGACAUUAUAUUAAAUAUCUUGUUUCACUCAUGUAGUACACUCAAAUCAUUCGAACUGGGUUGAUUAUAACAAUGUUGAUUUAUUUAUUUUAUAAUGAUUUUUGUAAUAAUAAUAAUAACAACAACAUUAAUAAUCAUGAUGAUGAUGAUAAUAAACUGAACUGCAUAAUUUAUUCAUUGGCUAAUUUUCAAUUAUUUUAUUAUUAGUUGCAUAAUUAUACACCCACUUUUGUAGAAACGUGCAAUUCUUGCUUAUUUCUAUAAGCAGUAAUGAUAGCUAUCAUACACACACAUGAGAAAGAGAACUAGAGUUGUUUCUCUGCAUAUAUAUACACACACAGAAUAAAGUGGCUGAGUGUUUUGGACAUCAAAUCAAAUGCUUAAUGCCGUCUGUUCCAACACUUUGCAUUCUGAGUUCAAAUUCCACCAAUGGUUUGGUUUAAUCACCCAACCAAAGGAGCAGCUUUUGCAACCCACAAGUCACUGACACAAGCAGCUACAUAUAUAUAUAUAUACACACACACACACAUACACAUACAAUCAGACACUCUCCUUACACUGAGUGGUUCUUAUCAAAAGAAUAAAUCCAUAUAUUUUACUCCCACCUCACUCCUCUUCUCUUUAAUUCUAUUAUGUUAAUAAAAAAAAAAAUGAAAUUGAUAUUUUCUGACCUUAUUUAGUCAGUUUUAAAAGCAAAGGAAAAAAAGACAAUGCUUUAUUAUUUGUCAAACACUAUACAAAUACUGUUGGAAUACAGAUUUCCCCAUGCUGGGUUUGCUGACACAUAUUGUGGUGUGGUGUAGAGAGGCUGUGUGUUUAGUAUACAGUUACUUGUUAGCAUAGCACUAUAGAAGCAUCAGCUCUUAUUUACAUGUUACACACACAUUCAGAUGACCAUAUUGCAUGGGAGUGACUGACAUGAUGAAUUGACUGACUUAUUUGGGUGUAGGACAAAUGCCUGGUGGUAUUUGUUCUGGUCCUCUGAAUUCAUAUCCUGCUGGGGUCAAAAUUCUUUUGAAGAUUCAUAAAAUGAAAUACCAGUCAAGUGGAUUGGCAGAUCCCUAGUGGUAUUUAUUUGUGUCUUUGCAUUCUUAAUUCUUUAAUGUGUUGCCCAGUUUAACACUCCUCAACAAUCCUUGGAUAUCUUUAGCAGAAUAUAGCAUGCUGUAAAUAUUUGGACGAGGUCUGCUUUGAGGAUAAUGUCUUCCUUUCCUCUUGCCUGAGAAGAUUGGUGGGAUAAAAGGAAGGUCCUAAGAAGCUACAGGGUUUCAGGCCCUGCACUUCCCACUCUCAUUUAACAAAAUAAUAAACAGCCUGGAAGUUGAAUAUAAAACACUUGUCUCUGAGAUGCCCCAGUCUAUUUGGCUGUAAAUAGGUGCCACAUAGCAAGAAUAACUCACUGUGGUAAUCAGUGGCAGCCCUGCAAUUGGCAAGUGUGAGUUUAUGUGUAUGUGUGAUAUAUGUAUGUCUAUGUAUAUGUAUCUAUAUAUAUAUAUGUGUGUGUGUGUAUAAAUAAAAGCAAGAAUGAGAAAAGGUGAAUGCUAAUCUAUCUGUAUACAGUUGUAUGUUCAAUACAUUCAGACCUUUCUCCUACCCUUACACAUACACAACCUCUCCUGUAGCAACAUCAGAUACUUAGCUUUCACGUGGUUCACUCUGUAUGGCUUCAAAUAGCUACCACACAACAAAAACAACUUGCUAUGGUAAACAGUGGGAACACUGAAAAUGGCAUGUUUUCUUAGCUCGUGGUGCUAAAUUCUUGUCUCAGUUAUUUGGGUUGUGAAACCAUUCCAGAGCAGAGAACCACAAUUGUCUUCUUCCAUCGGAUCUGCUUCUUGCUAUUGGUUGGUUUUGAUGGCAGCAGGUGUAUACAAUGGCCUUGUUUAACUCUUUAACACACAGCAACAUCCUUCCACUAAGUGACAUCGUAUUUGGAAAUGCAAAAUCUGAGUAGUGAGAGAGGGAAGCUUUAAUUUUGAAUUAAAUAUAAAUAUAUAUAUAUAUAAUAAUGUAAUAGUUAUAUUAAAAUAAAUAUAUUUACUAAAUGAUA